AUGAAGCCGGUUAAAUCCGAACUGCAGUUGCCAUUGACGGAAGAAGAAACUAGUAACAGCUCAUAUCAUGUCCUACAACUAUUAGAAGAACAAGAAUCCGAACAUCAAAAAGACCUGCUUAGAAAUAGCCGCGUUGUCCCACUUGUGGAAGAUGAGGACCUGCCUUGCGGUAGCGCUUGUGAUGAAUUCAAACAAGAAUCGACAAUGGACCAUAUGGAAGGAAAUAGUUGCGGCACUCGAUCCCUAUACGAUUGUAUUCACAAUGGAAGGCUCGAUCUGAAUGAAGCAGCGCGUUUUAUCCUGAAGGGAAAACGAAAUGGGACAUUCAGUCAAGCGAUGUAUGACGAGUUUGUAUCUGAGGCUGCCACAAAGGUUCACCAUUAUGCAAACAAUGGCAUGCUGGACCUCCACGAUCCGUUUUUGGAGAUGAGAUUGAAUUCUAUCGGGACUUUUAUGAUGGUACGUGAUCAAAUACUUGCACCAAAUUCAAAAGGGUAGCG
Cylicostephanus goldi is the source of this 500-nucleotide messenger RNA. The record is from the annotation of a GenBank genome assembly. NCBI's taxonomy places the organism in Eukaryota, Metazoa, Nematoda, Chromadorea, Rhabditida, Strongylidae.